Pararge aegeria (speckled wood butterfly) is the source of this 3887-nucleotide messenger RNA. RefSeq names its product NADPH--cytochrome P450 reductase (gene Cpr). Gene Ontology annotation, biological process: response to hormone. Gene Ontology annotation, molecular function: flavin adenine dinucleotide binding; NADPH-hemoprotein reductase activity; FMN binding. The transcript is spliced from 12 exons. Gene Ontology annotation, cellular component: cytosol. The record is from RefSeq and is a predicted model, not a curated record. Bases 245 to 2293 code for a protein of 682 amino acids. Lineage: Eukaryota; Metazoa; Arthropoda; Insecta; Lepidoptera; Nymphalidae.
UGAGCUACCUGUACGUCGCAGACGCAAGACGUGUAUGUGUUAAUUUAACUAAACACAAGUAACCAGUUUAAUUUUGGUAGUGUUACUUGAAAGUUGUGUACUCAAAGUGGUUCAAAAGUAAAUUUGUGUUCGUAUUAUUUAGUUACUGAAUUGUAAAAGUGCAAGUGGCCUUGUAGUUUUUAUCAAACAAGUGGAUUUAUCAUUUAAGUCGUUCGAUAGCAGUCUACAGGACAAUCAUAGCAAAAUGUCGGAUAAUACUCAGGAUAUAAUAAAGGAAGCCGCGGCUGCUGCAGCCGUUGGCACUUCACUAUUUAGUACUUUCGACAUAGUCAUGCUUGUCAUCUUAUUUGGUGCAGCUGUAUGGUGGCUAUACAGUUCAAGGAAGGAAAGUAAAAAGGACGACUUAUUGCUCAGUAAUUAUGCCAUCCAGCCAGCAGGAUCCAUACAAGUAACUGAAAAUUCAUUUAUCAAAAAAUUACAAUCAUCGGGAAGAAGCCUCGUAGUAUUUUAUGGCUCCCAAACUGGAACCGGAGAGGAAUUUGCAGGGCGCUUAGCAAAAGAGGGAAUACGAUACAAAAUGAAAGGCAUGGUUGCCGAUCCUGAAGAAUGUGAUAUGGAAGAGCUUACUAAACUUAAGGAUAUACCAAAUUCACUAGCUGUAUUCUGCUUAGCCACAUACGGAGAAGGGGAUCCAACGGAUAAUGCUAUGGACUUUAUCGAAUGGUUAAAAAAUGAACCUGAUUUAACGGGAUUAAAUUACGCUGUGUUUGGACUUGGAAAUAAAACUUAUGAGCAUUACAAUGCAGUGGCUAUUUAUGUGGAUAAACGCAUGGAAGAGCUCGGAGCCACAAGAGUAUAUGAGCUGGGAUUGGGAGAUGAUGAUGCUAACAUUGAAGAUGAUUUUAUAACCUGGAAAGAUAAGUUUUGGCCGUCAGUAUGCGAAAAAUAUAAUAUUGAGAGCACUGGAGAAGAAGAACUGACAAGGCAGUUCCGAUUAGUAAGUCAUGCCCCUGAGGAGUUUAAACCAAAUGAGAUAUUCACCGGAGAGAUUGCUAGGCUACAUUCUUUGCAGAACCAACGCCCACCAUUUGAUGCUAAGAAUCCAUUCCUUGCACAAAUAGUAGUAAAUAGAGAACUACACAAAGGUGGUGAUAGAUCAUGUCUGCAUGUGGAGUUAAAUAUUUCAGACUCCAAUAUGAGAUAUGAAGCAGGUGAUCAUGUGGCUGUGUAUCCAAUAAAUAAUAGUAAUUUAGUUGACCGCCUUGGUCAGUUAACGGGAGCAGAUCUGGAUGAAGUAUUUUCCCUCAUUAACACAGACCAGGAAAGCACAAAGAAACAUCCAUUUCCUUGUCCCACAUCCUACAGGACUGCAUUAUCUCAUUAUGUAGAAAUCACAGCUAUGCCCAGAACCCACAUUUUAAGAGAACUUGUUGAAUAUUGUUCAGAUGAAGAGGAUAAAAAGAAACUGCUGCUUAUGGCCACAAAUUCCCAGGAAGGCAAAGCAUUAUAUCAGUCAUUUGUUGUUGAUGCGUGUAGGAACAUUGUACAUAUUUUGGAAGAUAUUAAAUCAUGUAAACCACAAUUGGACCACCUUUGUGAGCUGUUGCCUCGACUUCAACCGAGAUACUAUUCAAUUUCAUCUAGUCCUAAGUUAUACCCUGAGACAAUCCACGUAACAGCUGUAGUUGUGAAGUACAAAACUCCAACGGGUCGCAUUAACAAAGGAGUCACCACCACUUGGCUUGCAGAGAACAUACCGGAACCUGACAAACCUUUCCCACGAGUGCCUGUUUACAUUAGAAAAUCUCAGUUCAGAUUACCGCUGCAGAGUCAAACUCCUAUCCUGAUGGUGGGCCCGGGUACGGGGCUUGCGCCUUUCCGCGGUUUCCUUCAGGAGCGGGCGUAUGCGCGUGCGCAGGGCCGCCCCGUCGGUGACACCGUUCUGUACUUUGGCUGCAGACAUCGCGACCAGGACUACAUCUACCAAGAGGAACUAGAAGAGUUUGAGAGAAAUGGUGACGUUACGUUAAAUGUUGCCUUCUCACGUGAUCAAUCGCACAAAAUAUAUGUAACGCAUUUAUUGGAGAAGAAUCUAGACCAGAUUUGGGACAUAAUUGGCAAGAGGAAUGGACAUUUCUAUAUAUGCGGAGACGCUAAAAAUAUGGCUGUAGACGUACGUAAUAUAGUUAUUAAAGCUAUCCAAGAGAUAGGCGGCCGUACAGAAACAGAAGCAGCACAAUUUCUGAAGAAAUUGGAGUCCAUGAAAAAAUAUUCAGCUGAUGUUUGGAGUUAAGUAAAUGCUAGAUUUGUGAUAGAGAUCCUAGUAAAAUUAUACAAAGCAGAUAAGUGAUAUUAUAUAAAACAUGGAUAUAAUAUAAUUUCUAUAACUUGGGAGUGAACGUAGUUUGGUUGAAAGGAUGUUUUGUAUUCUAAAAUGGUCCAGUAAGCAAGGACUUUCGCUAAGCAAAUUAGAUCCAAGAUUAAAACUAAGGAAACACGUUUUAUGACUGGAGUCUAUGCCACGUAUAAGACAGGUAUUUUAAAGUAUAGUAAAUGUCGUAACCUAAUCUUAUUAAGCAUUACAUUUAAAAUAUUAAAUCAUUUUCAAAAUAAAAUAAUAUGUACGUAUGACAAACAAUAUUCUCAGGAGUCGCGUAUUCAUUUCCACCUUGCUUUACAAAUUCUAUGAAUGCAGUGUGAAAUCGAAUUAUUAUUGUUAUGAAAUAGCUCAUAUUACUUCUGGAUAUAAUAAACAAACAUAUAUUCCUAAUAUUAGUACAGAUAAUGAUUCCAAUAUCUCAGGAGUUUUCUACUAAACUACGCCCAAUUGUAGUACCCAUUAAAGGGGUAUCUCUAAAUAAUUUACAUUCAGUGUGUAUUCAGAAUUUUUGUAACCAAAAAAUAAAAUAAACUUGACGUAAUGAUCGAUUCAAUUCCAAAUACUUGGAAUACAUACAUAAUACAUUUGAAUUAAAAGAAAUUAUACUUAAAAAUUUUAAUUGUUUACGGGAACAUUUAGCUUAACUUUUAACAUAAAUGUUGCCGACCAACAUGAUAGUGAGUUUUAUUAUUGCUCUGUAAAUCUUAUUGUUAUAAUGUUAUUAAAUUAAAUACCUGAUCAAAUGCGAGUAAGGACGUCCUAACAUGGUUUCCGUAGUUAUUUAUGCCACUAAAGAAAAGUUCUUUUACCAACCCCACUAUCAGGGGUUAUUGAAAAUGAAGUUGUUUGAGUUUUCUCUAAAUAUAUUUUAGACAUAAAUAAUCAUAGGAUUUGGGUGACGAAAAAUAACCAUAAGGGUUCUCUGUUAACUAUGGAAAAUUAAUUAAAAGUAUAUAUUUAUUUGUUAAAUGUAAAGGGUUUUAUAAACAACGCGUGAGUACUCUGUCAUUUCAGUUUUCUGUAAGUAAUCAAUAUUGUUUUUUGGUACCAAUUCAGUACUUACUACCAUCGAUUAAAGCAGUAUUAUUUUAAAAUGAGAGUUUUAUAUGACAUGCCCCUAUAUAAGAAUUUAUAUUCUGAAACAAGAACAUCAACAAUAUUAGAAUGAAAAUGCUUUAAGCGAUGUAAGUAAGUACCCUAUUGUUUAUAAAAAGUUUAAACUUGACAAUUUUAUACCAUUUCACCCGAAGAACAUUGUAAAAAUAAUAGCACCAUUUAUUUAAUGGGGCUUAACCUUAUAUAAAUAAGGAUUAUAAUUCGGAAACUAAACGUCAACAAUAUUAUAAUAAUACCGGUAGAAAGGCCCCUGGUCCUAUUGUUGUAUACAUUUUGUUGUUGUUAAUUAUAAGACGCAAUAAUAUAUUAUCGUAAUGUAAGUGGAUUGGGAUAUAUAGGAAAUAAGAAUUAUUUUUAAAUUUAUAUGAACAAAUAAAAUUAUUUCAUUAAU